Neocloeon triangulifer is the source of this 2190-nucleotide messenger RNA. Its product is annotated as probable cytochrome P450 6a14. NCBI's taxonomy places the organism in Eukaryota, Metazoa, Arthropoda, Insecta, Ephemeroptera, Baetidae. The transcript is spliced from 8 exons. Gene Ontology annotation, molecular function: heme binding; oxidoreductase activity, acting on paired donors, with incorporation or reduction of molecular oxygen; monooxygenase activity. The record is from RefSeq and is a predicted model, not a curated record. Bases 314 to 1888 code for a protein of 524 amino acids.
GCCAGAUGCAUUAGGCACCAAGGUCGAAAACAGUCGACGUUGGCGUAAUUUAGAUGUUCUCCAUUUGGAGACGCUAGAGAUCGCCAAAAAAAGAGAAAGAAGUGUGAAUGAAAGAUCUGGCAAACUCGCAGUGCAACUUAUAGUUUAGGAUUGGUGCUGUGGUGAAUGAGUCGCGUUUUUGAUCGUCUCUAAUCUCAUAGCUAUAGGUGGCCCAACUCACAAGGAACAAACAAGAAAAUCAGCGUCCCCUUGAGGACAGCAGUUGCUAUUAGUUGAAGCAGCGUAUUUUACAGAUCAAGUUGAGAUCAGUGCCAUGGACGUGCCCUUGGCCCUUCAAGUCACGGUGGCUUUAGCAGCCGUCACGCUUUACCUGAUCUAUCGCCACUUCACCGAGCACUUUGAUUAUUGGGAAAAGAAAGGCGUAGUGUUUGUCAAGCCAUGGCCUGUUCUGGGAUCAAUGAAGGAAGUGUUGAUGGUCAGGGAGCACCUGGCGGAGUUCUUCGAGCGGCUUUACAUAGAAAACAAGCCGCACACCUACUUUGGCUACUUCAUGGGCAAGAAGCCGGGACUAGUCAUCACCGAGCCUGAGAUGAUCAAACACGUCUUGAUCAAAGAUUUCUCUCAUUUCGUGGAUCACGGAUUUGACAUUCACGAGGAAGCAGAUCCAAUGCAGGCGAAAAACUUGUUCUUUCUUGAGGGCCAAAGAUGGAGAAAUAUGAGGGCAAAACUUGUGCCCACUUUUACUUCCGGAAAAAUGAAAGGAAUGCUUCCUCUUAUGCUGGACGUGGCAAAAGAAUUUGAAUCAAAACUAGAAGUAUUGGCAAAAGAGACGGAAGAAUUUGAACUCAGGAGGCUAUUUGCUUGCUUUUUCACGGACAUAGUUGGCACAUGCAUUUUCGGCAUUCAGUGCAACUCGAUAAAAGAUCCAGAUGUUGAAUUUCGGCGAGUAUCUCGAAGGCUGAUUGAGCUUGACCUUAAAGGUGCAAUGAAAGCAAUGGUCACGUUUUUCGUACCUGAGUUGGCAUUCAAGCUUAAAUUGGGCUUGAUUGAUAAAGAAGCCACAAACUUCUUCCGUAAGCUCGUCAAGGAUGUCAUGGACAUGAGAAAAGCAAGUGGAAGUAGCCGCAAAGAUUUCAUGCAGCUCUUGAUUGAGUUGAAAGAAAAAGGACAGGUCGCAACCGACGAGGCCGACUUGCAUGAAAUAAAAGGAGAAGUGACCUCAUCGGACACAAAUAUUAAGCUAACCCACGACGAUUUGACUGCGCAAGCCACGGUGUUUUUCCUUGCGGGAUUUGACACCUCGUCAAGCGUCUCCAGUUAUGCGUGCAUGGAACUGGCACUGAACCCUGACGUACAGAAAAAGUUGCAAGACCACAUUGACGAGGUACUGGAAAAGCACCAAGGAAAAGUGACAUACGAAGCGCUCAAGGAAAUGAAAUAUUUGGAAUGCGUUUUAAAUGAAACCAUGCGGAUACACCCCGUCGUUGCAAACCACAUCCGGAAAUGCAACACAAAAUACACACUGCCUGGCACUGACCUGGAAAUCGACCCUGGAGUGCUAAUCAACGUCCCUGUCAGUGCCCUGAACAAAGACCCAAAGUAUUUUCCGAAUCCUUUGAAAUUUGACCCGGAUCGAUUCUUAGACGAGCAAGUUGUCCAGCAGACGCAGUUCAUCUUCACGCCGUUCGGAAUCGGCCCCAGACAAUGCAUAGGAAACAGAUUCGCAAAGCUGCAAAGCAAGCUGGGCCUGGUGACCAUUCUGAGGAAAUUCACAUUGAAUUUAGGCUCAAAGACCCAACUACCAUUGAAGCUUGAUAAGCGACAAUUUAUUGCAGCAGUUCAGGGUGGAUGCUGGGUCACGCUGACUCCAAGGAACGUCAAUUAUUAGUUCUUAUUAGUUAAAAAUUUAGCAUGUAAAUUAAUGGUUUUUUUAAACACUUUUUUUUUAUUUUAUUAGAUGCUGAUAUUUAAUUUAUUGGGGAGAUGCUAGGUAGCACCAGAAAAUUAAUCAGCUAAUUUAGGAUUGAAUAUUCCCUGAUUUUUAGAAUAUAAAUUCAUAAAAAUACAAAGAAGUUGAAAUGAUUUUAAUCUUUCUAAUUUCAGAUGGGUUCUAAAUAUUUGAUUUUAAAUGAAAGACUAAAUCUUGAUAUUUAAAUAGAUAAUUACGUAAUUUAUAAUAAAAACAUAUUU